AAUAAAGGGUCCCCCAUUGGUUCCACUUGAGGACUCAUUUCUCCUGAUCCCGUUGAAGCAGUUUUGGGUGUUCGGGGAGAGGAAUCCUCACAGCUUCCGAUCCGGAAUUCCCUCAGACGGCUGCUGCUGCUGCUGCUGCAGCGUGAAAUCUGUGCCAGAUUCCCAACGCCCUCCGACCCCCCCACUGAGAGGAGGAGGAGGAAGUAUCAGAGUCUGAGGAGGAACAACUGUAAACACGGCCUGCAGAUACUCCUUCACCGGUACCGGGAUGUAGGUUUUCCCCGGUUCUGCUCUCGGUGAUCUAACGGAGGAUUUGGACUUCUGACUUUUUAAACAUGACUUUCGCCAUGCUGCGGCCCAUGGCCUCACACUUACUUUACUCUGACAUCAUCACCUCUGAGGAGGAUGAGGAGAACCAGAGCGACGGCGGCUCGGAGCAGAGCUACAGCGGGAAAAGGAGCAGGAUUUCCCGCAGACUGAGCGCCGAGAUGCCGGUGGUUGUUCAGCAGAGGAGCGCGGCGAACGCCCGGGAGAGAGGCCGGACGCAGAGUGUCAACUCCGCCUUCACGGCCCUGCGGACCCUCAUCCCCACUGAGCCCGUGGACAGGAAGCUCUCCAAGAUCGAGACUCUGCGCCUGGCCUCCAGCUACAUCUCACACCUCGCCAACGUGCUGCUCCUGGGGGACGGAGGCGCGGAUGGCCAGCCGUGCCUCGGUAUUGCGCAAAGAGAGAGCGGAGCGCCGCAGCCGCGCAGCAUCUGCACCUUUUGCCUGAGUAACCAGAGGAAGGGGAUAAAGGACGGCAGGGACUGUUUAAAGAUGAGAGGUCUCGCUCCGCUGAGAGUGAGACGCUGACAGAAGAAUGAUUUAAAAACCUGAACAUCCUCAAAGACUUUCUCAGGGAAGAGUCACACACACACACACACACACACACACACACACACACACACACACACACACACACACACACACACACACACACACACACACACACACACACACACACACACACACACACACCAUGCUGGAUCCCACGAUGAAGAAGAGACUAUUUAUACUUGAU
Molecule: messenger RNA, 1062 nt
Organism: Eleginops maclovinus (Patagonian blennie)
Lineage: Eukaryota; Metazoa; Chordata; Actinopteri; Perciformes; Eleginopidae
Gene: tcf15
Product: transcription factor 15
Exons: 3
Coding region: 336-854 (172 amino acids)
Biological process (GO): regulation of transcription by RNA polymerase II; developmental process
Molecular function (GO): DNA-binding transcription factor activity, RNA polymerase II-specific; RNA polymerase II transcription regulatory region sequence-specific DNA binding; protein dimerization activity
Source: RefSeq, a predicted model, not a curated record